AUCUCUGCCCGUUGUCAGGCUAGGUGAAGCAGCGCCGCCAGUUUGAAGCAGGUGUCCAACAUGGCGAUCACGGGCAGCGGAUCUCUCUGUUCUUCUAUCUUGUUUUUCUUGGUUUCCGCGGCUUUUCUUCUUGGUAAAGGAGCUGCACAGGACAUACAAGUUCCAGGUCAGAACCUGGAGACCGAUAAUGUGUCGGUGGUGGAGGGAGAAGUCGCGACCAUCAGCUGCAGAGUCCGAAACAACGACGACUCGGUCAUCCAGCUGCUCAAUCCAAACAGACAGACCAUCUACUUCAGGGACGUGAGACCUCUGAAGGACAGCCGCUUCCAACUGGUCAACUUCUCAGACAACGAGCUGCAGGUAUCCCUGUCUAACGUGUCACUGUCUGAUGAAGGAAGAUACGUGUGUCAGCUCUACACAGACCCACCCCAGGAAGCCUACGCCGUCAUCACCGUGCUGGUCCCACCAGGAAACCCAAUCAUUGAGUCCCAAGAGGACAUCGUCAGUGAAGGGAACACGACAGAAAUAACAUGCACUGCCAUGGGGGGCAAGCCGGCUGCCAGUAUCCGAUGGCUGAAGGAAGGCAAAGAGCUGCAAGGAGAAUCGACAGUGGAAGACACGGACGACAAGAUGUACACGGUGACAAGCAGGCUGAUUCUCACCGUCCGCAAGGAAGAUGACGGGGUCCCUGUGAUCUGUAUGGUCGACCACCCUGCUGUGAAAGACUUCCAAGCACAGAAAUACCUGGAAGUACUAUAUAAGCCUGAAGUGAAGAUCACAGUGGGGUUCCCCCAUGGCCUGACCAGGGAAGGAGAGGCCUUGGAGCUGAGCUGUACAGCUGAGGGCAAACCCAAGCCCCAGUCGGUGCGCUGGAUGAAGCUGGAUGAUGAGCUGCCAGACCAUGCGCUCUUGACAGGCUCAGACCUGUACAUUGACAGCCUGAACAAGUCCUACAACGGGACGUACCGCUGCAUGGCAGCCAACGCAGUGGGGGAGGCCUAUGCUGACUACGUGCUCUUUGUACACGAUGCUCUCACCACUACCCCUAUACCCACCACCACCACCACCACCACCACAACCACUAGCGCCACCAUUCCAACAGCCAUUGAAGAAGACACCUCGCCGACGACAGAGCCUGCAGUCCACGACUCCAGAGCAGGAGAAGGGGUUCCCAGAACAGUUGACCACGCAGUCAUAGGGGGGGUGGUGGCCGUGGUUGUGUUCGCCAUGCUGUGUCUGCUCAUCAUUUUGGGACGAUACUUUGCAAGACACAAAGGUACCUACUUCACACACGAAGCCAAAGGUGCGGACGAUGCUGCUGAUGCAGACACUGCCAUCAUCAACGCAGAGGGCGGACACAGCAACUCGGAGGAGAAGAAGGAAUAUUACAUCUAAGCCAGCUUGGGUUACGAGGUGUCUGAUGCUGGACACUUGCGGGGAGGGGUGGGGGGGUGGGGGUAGGGUAGUAGCCUGACAGAAGGCAGGGGUGCGGGCGGGGAUUCUCUCUCCAGUCACUGUAGUAAGUAAAGUCCACCAUUCGACGCCUCCGUAACUGCUUAGGUUAGGCUUUCGUUUUUAGUUCAAUCAUUUGCAGAAAAUUCUGUGCCUUGUUUUUAUUUCAUUUUUUGAAUUCUGUUACAAACUCCCACUCCCCCACCUAAUCUGUGAAUCCAUUUAGCAUCUGGCUUUCCUUUAGCAUCUGGCUUUCCUUUCCGGUACGAAAUCAAGCUCGGCCCUCAUUUAACAAGAUAAAGAAGUUUCAAAAACACUACCCUGUGCCAUCUUCAGGAGAGCCAGUUACACAGCUUUUAGUAUUGGUGGUGUUUUUUUUUUUAUAUAUAUAUAUAUAUAGAUUUUUUUUUUUUUAGUUUUUUAUAAAAAAAAUUUAAAAAAAGACCAUGUAGAUAUACAUUUUAAUUUUAUGCUACCCACAAUCCUGUGCAUCGAUUGCGGUCACUAAAAACACACGGCCACACCCAACAAACUCCUCCCAGGGGUAGAUGGGAUUGCGCGGUGUUUACUGCAAACGAGGCAUGUCGUGAAGAUUGAGCUUCUUUCUGAACGAGUGUCUGUGAACUGCAGGGUCCAGGACUUCUCCCACUGUCUGGCUGGGCUGCAGUCGCUCACUGUUUCUAGGGCUGAACCAGAGCUGGCAAAGGAGAGAGCAGAUAGUAUUCAGUUAUCACAACGCCCACACGAAGCAAUGAGCCGUUUCUGUUCCAAACUAUCCCAUCAGCCUUCCCCAAUUGGCCUUGCUUGCUUACUUUCUGUUCGACUCAAAACAGCGUCGUCAUUGCUUUCUGUGACUUGUCCUCCCUUUUUUGGAAGCGCCGUUGUUACCCGCUUGCGUCUUGGAAAUGCAGUCAAAGCAGAGGAGUGGAGUCGCGGUUCGUUUAUCGCCGCGUAGAAUUCUGAAAAGCAUCAGCCACUGCCUUAAAUGUCACAGCCACCGAUGCUUUAACAGCUAAUGAGCAUUUCACAGGAGCAGAUCUAGUUUGGAAAAGGCCACAGGUCAUGCGUUAGGGGGGGGGGUGUGUUUGGGUUGGCGUCUUACUUUGAGGAGGUUUUAGGAAUUCUUCUCAAGCUUGUGUUUUCCCCCUCCACUACAAAGUUUUAAAAACAACGAUGUGUUAAAGGAUGGGGGGUCACAAAUGCCUGGAUUAUGACCCCCAAAGUGAAGAGAGGUACUACCAAUAAUAUUUUCUACCCAUGUGACUGCUUAUCUAAGGAAGGGCAAAAGUAGCAUUUUGGGUAGAGUUGAGAGGUUUCGGUACACCUUCAAAGCGGCAUCUUCAAAUUCUACCACAAAUUGCCUUUUUUUUUUCUUCAUAGAGCACUUAUGCCCAUCCAAACAGUCAUAUUCUCACACUGGAUGAAAUGCCAGUACUAGUCACGGAGUCACUUUGUACAGUCGCUUUAUCGUUCGUGUUGGGAGGAGAUUGAGAAGCAGUAUUCCGGGGGCAGAAGCCAGGCUCCAGUGAGCUUUACUGAGCCUGGGUCAAAGCUGUGGCAGCUUCUGUGUAAAAGUAUUUAAUGUAGGUCAGCGAUAUAAACCUGGAAUUCAUCAGUUUUCACAGACCGGGACGGAUUCUUGUUUCAGUUUUAAGUUACAUUGUGAAUUGUAAGCCUUUUGGGAACAAGAUUGUAAGUUACAAAAAAAAAAAAAAAAGAUGUUUUCGUGUUUUAAAAUAAACUCCCACAACCCCCCUGAAGAAAUUAGAAAAGUGAUAUUGAGCACCUCCUAAAUAGUAUCUGUGAAUAGGAAUACAAAAUAACAGCAAAUCAGUUUGUUAAAUGACUUUAUACUGUGUGGUUAUUUAUGGAGUGUAGCGUACGGUUUUUUUAAAUUGUUUCAGCCCCGUUUUCAUUGAUGGUUUGGAUUGUAUGGAUCGAAUAUUUUUUUUUUCUGUUGCUUUUUGCCGUGUCUCAGGUUCAUGUGUAAUGAACGGUGUUUUAUUUUUUGCAUCCCAGGUAGAAUGCAAAUGUUAGUCCCGCACACAUUGAUUGGAAAAACAUGGCAAGUCCUGAGUUUUUAGCUGUACAUGUUUUAUGUAUUUUCCUAAAAAUACAGUGCACUGUUGAAAAUGUGUUAAGUAUUACUUUGUAUAGACUUAGUUCACAAAGGUAAAAAAAAAUAAAAUACUCAUUUUGUUUUAAGAUCAAGAAAAGAACAAACUUACUGUGCAACGGUCAGUUCCGGAAUGGUUUUUAGGAGGUGCAAGCCUGGCCAGUGAAGGCUUGCGUUGUCCAGGAGGUUUGGUCUUGCGUCACUCAAGCUGUUUUUUCAGUCUGUUCUUUUGUCUUUCUGCUGUACUUGAGCAAUGUUACUGUGUAUUAAUAAUAAAAAAAAAGAACUAUC
Molecule: messenger RNA, 3859 nt
Organism: Acipenser ruthenus (sterlet)
Lineage: Eukaryota; Metazoa; Chordata; Actinopteri; Acipenseriformes; Acipenseridae
Product: cell adhesion molecule 1-like
Exons: 12
Coding region: 61-1395 (444 amino acids)
Biological process (GO): susceptibility to natural killer cell mediated cytotoxicity; cell recognition; detection of stimulus
Cellular component (GO): synapse; neuron projection; plasma membrane
Molecular function (GO): signaling receptor binding
Source: RefSeq, a predicted model, not a curated record